Molecule: messenger RNA, 507 nt
Organism: Parnassius apollo (apollo)
Lineage: Eukaryota; Metazoa; Arthropoda; Insecta; Lepidoptera; Papilionidae
Source: the annotation of a GenBank genome assembly
AUGGCCACGGAGGCAUCAUAUUUAGUUAGCUAUCGCAUUGCACAAGCAGGUGAAGCGCACACUAUCGCUGAGAAUUUAAUAAAGCCACGUGUGUUAGACAUAACAAUGCUCGAUGAAAAAUCUGCAAAGCAUCUUUCUACUGUACCGCUAUCAAACGAUACUGUUUCACGGCGAAUCCAUGAUCUGGCAAGCUACGUCAAACAAGAACUAGCUGCACGUCUACAAAAAACACGAUUCGCCUUGCAAAUGGAUGAGUCAACUGAUGUCACUGGUCUGGCUAUCUUGCUGGUUAUCGUGAGAUAUCCAUAUGAACGUUCUUUUGAAGAAGACAUGCUUAUGUGUUCACCGCUGCCCACAUACACUACCGGGGAAGAAAUUUUUAAUAAAAUAAACAUAUUUUUUAAAGAAAAUAAUCUUAGUUGGAACGAUUUCAUUGACGUUUGUACAGAUGGGGCCAAGGCGAUGACAGGUAAAACAGCAGGAGCAGUAUCACGAAUAAAAAAGUAA